This is a messenger RNA of Cuscuta campestris, 3024 nucleotides long. NCBI's taxonomy places the organism in Eukaryota, Viridiplantae, Streptophyta, Magnoliopsida, Solanales, Convolvulaceae. The record is from the annotation of a GenBank genome assembly.
CAGCUAAAUUUGUCUUCUUCAGCUACAUCUGUUGUGGCUCUUCACUUCAUCCUCCCUCUUUUAUUAUGGCUUCCUCCCCACUAAUCUCUCUAUCUUGUCGCAGCUGAACUUUAAGGCGUCAGAAGGGCUUUAAUUCUUCAUAACCUUCAUUCCUGGUUGUGGCAAUGCAAGAACAAAGUCCAGCAACAAGUGAUGUAUCUGAAAUUAUCAAUUCUUUGAAGAUAAAGGUUGCAUUGGAGCGUGACUUUUAUAUUAAGAAAAGGAUUCAAGAAAACACACAGAAGCUGGUUCAUAUUGCGAAAGUGCUCCAUGAAUCAUCAACAGAAAGGAGAAAUCUCCAGAUUCUUGCACCGGAUGGUAGUGUUGAUCAACUGUCAAAGAGACAGAAGGAUGCUAUCGAUAUGCAAAAUGGAAUCGAUGCCCCUAGUCACAUGGAAAAUGGCUGCAAUAGCCCUAAAGAAGACGGUUAUGCCUCUGCAAUUCUUUUAGGAUCAAGCAUUGCAGUCAAGAAUGCUGUUCGCCCCAUUAAAAUUCCAGAAGCAAAAAGACUGCCUCCUUAUACUACAUGGAUUUUUUUGGAUAGAAACCAAAGGAUGACCGAAGAUCAGUCUGUGGUAGGUCGCAGAAGAAUUUAUUAUGAUGAGAAUGGUGGAGAAACUCUAAUUUGUAGUGACAGUGAUGAAGAAGUAAUCGAAGAGGAUGAAGAAAAAAGGGACUUUGCGGAGUCGGAAAACUAUAUUUUGCGAAUGGCUGUCAAAGAGGCUGGUUUAUCUGAUACGGUGGUGGAAUUGCUAGCUCAGUGCUUGUCUAGAAAGCCUUGUGAAGUAAAGGCAAGAUAUGAAGAUCUAAUGAAGGAAGACUUCUCUGCUAUGAAUGAUAAUACUCAAGGCACUGCAAAUUUGUAUCUUGACAAAGAUCUUGAUGCAGCAAUGGAUUCAUUUGACAACCUAUUUUGCCGGAGAUGCCUUGUCUUCGAUUGUAGAUUACAUGGAUGUUCACAGGAUCUUAUAUAUUCAGCUGAAAAACCACCUUUGUCCUUGGGUGCUGAUGCAGACAAGGAACCUUGUGGCUCUAAUUGUUUUCGUGGGAUGCCAAAGCCAGAAUGUAACUCCAAAAUGACCUCUUCACAUCAAUGUGAAGAAAACAUCAUCCUAUCAUCUGAAGGUGGUACAGGUGAGUUACCCUUGAAGAAGAAUGUGGAGAAAAUAUCCAAAUCUUCACAUAGUGAAAGUGCUUCUACUGUCAAAAGAUCAUCUGAAAGUAGUGACUCUGAGAUUCGGCCUACAAGUGAUGCCACUUCUGGAAACUGCUCUGCGUCACCCAGUAAAAGAAAAGAAAGUAAACACAGAAGCAAUAAAAGAAAUAGUAAGCGCAUUGCUGAGAAAGUUAUUGCUGCCAUAAGAAAGAGGCAAAAGAAAUCAGCAGCUUCUGAGCAUGACUCAGUUGUGAGUGGAAAUUUAGGUUCAAAAAGUUUGAGCCAUCCUUCACCCAAAGACAAUGAAAACAUUUGUUCAUCUGCACAAGAAGAGCAAUUUCAUAAUAGUAGAAAGCCUAGGAGGAAAGCAUCUCCACUUCUGGAAGCCAACGAAUCUUCACAUUGUGAGGCCAUAGUUUCAACCCAAAAUGAAGCUGUUAGUGAUCGACUGGUCACAAAUGAUUUAGUUCAGAAGGCAGAUGAACUUGUAAAUGAAAAUAUUUUGAAGAAAGAAGUAAACGGAGAUAAAUCUUGGAGACCAAUUGAGAAGUCUCUUUUUGAAAAGGGUCUGGAGAUUUUUGGUAGGAGCAGCUGUUUGAUUGCUCGAAAUCUCUUGAAUGGUCAGAGGACGUGUUUGGAAGUUUUCCAGUACAUGAAUAGGACUAAGAAUAAGCUAUCUACUCAAGCAGGUGAUGGAGUAGACUGCAUGCUUGAAAGUGGUUCCAAGAGUGAUGAAAUUGUGGGUAGUGAAGCACGUAGAAGAUCAAGAUUCUUGCGCAGGAGAGGUAGAGUCCGUCGCUUAAAAUACACGUGGAAAUCAGCAGGAUACCAUGCAAUAAGGAAGCGGAUAUCUGAGAAGAAGGAUGAACCUUGUCGUCAAUAUAAUCCUUGUGGUUGUCAAUCUCCAUGUGGAAAGGAGUGUCCUUGUAUUGUAAAUGGAACCUGCUGUGAAAAAUAUUGUGGAUGCACGAAGACUUGCAAGAAUCGUUUCAGAGGAUGUCACUGCGCUAAGAGUCAGUGUCGAAGCCGUCAAUGCCCAUGUUUUGCUGCUGGCAGGGAGUGCGAUCCCGAUGUUUGCCGCAAUUGUUGGAUUGGCUGUGGUGAUGGGUCACUUGGGAUUCCUUUACAAAGAGGUGAUAACUACGAAUGCCGCAAUAUGAAGCUACUCCUCAAACAACAGCAAAGAAUUCUUCUUGGAAGAUCUGAUGUAUCUGGAUGGGGAGCUUUCAUAAAGAAUAGUGUUAGCAAGCAUGAAUACCUUGGGGAGUACACUGGUGAAUUAAUCUCCCACCGUGAAGCUGAUAAGCGUGGAAAGAUCUAUGAUCGUGAAAACUCUUCAUUCCUCUUCAAUCUAAAUAAUCAGUUUGUGCUUGAUGCUUUUCGAAAGGGCGACAAGUUGAAGUUUGCCAACCAUUCCCCAAAUCCAAAUUGUUAUGCGAAGGUCCUCAUGGUGGCCGGAGACCACAGGGUUGGAAUAUUUGCGAACGAAAGAAUCUGCGCAGGAGAAGAACUGUUCUACGACUACCGAUAUGACCCAGAUAGAGCCCCGGCUUGGGCAAAGAAACCCGAGGCGGGGUCCACUUCGAAGAGAGACGAUGCCCCGACACCUUCCCAUGGCCGUGCUAGGAAACACACCUAACUCACAAAACUCACAACCAUUCAAUUCAUUGGUUAAAAUGAUUGGUUUCUCAUUCUCCCAUUAGUUUUUGUUUUUUUUUUUGUCAAAGCCACUCAGCGGGAUCGUAGGCUCAGGUCUCUCAGAGUUUUAUUUAAAACCAUUUUGGUGGUAAUGUAAUUUAAUUAGAGCUUGCAGAGGAUUUUUGUAUUAC